AUGACGACUACAGGCUCUUUGCACCUUCCGUUUGGAGAGCUGCAGGGCUACGCCCCCGGCGGCAUUCCUGCCUACAGCAACAAACAUGACAUGUACUUUUCCGGGGAGCGCAGCGUUGAUAAAAACCUUUUCUGUGGAUAUAAGUAUCAGUGCGUGGAGUUUGCGCGGCGCUGGUUGUUUGAACGCAAGUCCCUCGUUCUGCCCGAAGUCAGCUGGGCUGUGCACAUUUUUCAGCUGAAGGAGGUUCCCGACGCCCGCACGGCGCAGCCUGUGCGUUGCGUGCCGGUGCGCAACGGCACCAAGGUGAAGCCGGUGGCCGACGCUCUUCUUAUUUACCCCUCCGAAGAAGGCAGCCCUGUGGGCCACGUCGCGGUGAUCACUGAGGUUGGGGACGACUGGGUUCGCAUCGCGGACCAAAACCACCGCUUUCACAAGUGGGAGGGCAAUUACGCGGCGCAGCUGCCGCUAAGCCACGAGAAGGGCGUCUGGACGAUUUUGGACCACAUCGAAGACGGCGUGCUGAACCCGCUCGGGUGGGUGACGUUCCCUGACACCCCCGACCGCGACCCAAGCCUGCCGUUGGUGUUGCAUGAGUCGCUGCGCUUUAAGCCACCGGAGAAGCCCUCGCUGCGCCGUGUGACGUUUACGCCGACUUCCCACAAGGAGAAUUGGCUGGAUCUCACAAAUGAGGCAGAGGCGUGCUUUGCCAAGACCUUUGGUCUGAACGUGAAGCGGAGCGGGGAGUCCACGGCAAGUUAUUAUCAAAUGAACACGGAGCUUUCCAUGACAUGCAUACGUUACGGCAAUCAGAUGCAUCAAAUGUUUUUGGAGGCCACCGAAUUUGUCAUCGCAAGUGACGCACAACUAAAGCUGUUCGGUAUCCCAGAGGAGUAUUGGCCGCGCAUUCGCCAUUCCUGGAAGACACAGCCCCACGCUAUCACGGGACGUUUUGACUUUGCCUUUGAUGAAGAGACACAGCAAUUUAAGUGCUUUGAGUACAACGCCGACAGUGCAUCAACGCUGCUGGAGUGUGGUGACAUUCAGGAGAAGUGGGCGCAGUCGGUUGGUCUCGACGAUGGCACAACGCAAAGCUCAGGGAUUUUCGUUUCCUCGCGACUGAGGAUGGCGUGGGAGAUGGCAGGAGUGAAAGGCCGUGUCCACUUCCUUGUCGACGACGACUUGGAGGAGCAGUACACUGCCUUGUACGUUUUGGAGCAGGCCCGCGCGGUCGGCCUAGACACAAAACUAUGCGUCCUUUUUGAUGAAUUUCAUUUUGACGAGAACGGCGUCGUUGUGGACACCGACGGUGUCGCCGUCACAGCUGUCUGGAAGACGUGGAUGUGGGAGACCGCAAUUGCGGAUCAGCGCGAGGCGCGGUUGCAGCGUGGGCAGGGCUGGCAGCCGACCCCGCAGGACAAGGUCCGCCUCUCCGACAUCAUUCUUGGGCCGAACUGGGACCUGCGCGUGUUUGAGCCGAUGUGGAAGCUCAUCCCAAGCAACAAGGCUAUUCUGCCCAUCAUUUACAACAACCACCCGGACCACCCCGCCGUGCUGCGGGCCAGCUAUGAGCUGACGGACGAGCUGCGGCGCACCGGCUACGCGAGGAAGCCUAUAGUUGGCCGCGUGGGCCGUAACGUGACCAUCACGGAGCCCUCGGGCGCGGUGGCCGCGGAGUCGGGUGGCAACUUCUCCGACCGCGAGGUGGUCUACCAGGAGCUCUUCCGCCUGCCGAAGAGGGACGACUACUACGCCAUCCUCGGCGGCUGGGUGAUCGGCGACGUCUACUGCGGCACGGCGGUGCGUGAGGACAAGACGAUCAUCACGGGCCUCUUAUCACCGGUGAGCGCGCUGCGCGUGUACAUUGGCACCCCGCGACUCACUUUGACCCACGAGGAUCUCGACAGGGCAGAAGAGGCCGCCGCUGCUUCUGCGUGA
Molecule: messenger RNA, 1935 nt
Organism: Trypanosoma conorhini
Lineage: Eukaryota; Euglenozoa; Kinetoplastea; Trypanosomatida; Trypanosomatidae
Product: putative trypanothione synthetase
Exons: 1
Coding region: 1-1935 (644 amino acids)
Molecular function (GO): ligase activity
Source: RefSeq, a predicted model, not a curated record